AAACGAGCCCUUCUCCUCCUCUUCUUCUUCUUCGCAAUUAGGGUUUUCGAUUUCGUGCGAUUUAGGGUUAGGUUUAGGGUUUUGAACGCAUCCGAGAGCGCGAUCUCGAUCUCGAUCUCGAUCUCGAUCUCAGUGAACAAUUGGAUUCAAUGUCGUUCGAUGUUAGCGGACUUUCGCGCUUUGCAUCCACCGCCCUUUCUUCUAGAUCCAUCUCCUUAUCGAUUCGCUACUACAUAUUAAGAAUGGUAACUUGAAAAGCAUGCUAGAGAAUCUAGUUUGAAAGGGAAAAAAAUAGGGAAGAGCAUCUGAAAGAGGGCAGACUGUAAUUCAUGGUGAAGACGGUGAAGGUCGGCAAUGUCUCCCUCAGUGCUUCCGAGCAAGAUAUUAAGGAGUUCUUUUCCUUUUCGGGGGAUAUCGAACACGUAGAGAUGCAAAGUGCCGAUGAGUGGUCGCAGAUUGCGUAUGUCACUUUUAAAGAUUCUCAAGGUGCAGAGACGGCUCUUCUUCUUUCGGGCGCGACGAUAGUUGAUCUCUCCGUCAUCAUCACACCGGCCCCAGAUUACAAGCUACCUCCCACGGCCUCUGCUCCACCCUUGCCACAGAACUCUAAGCCGUCGAGUGGUGCCGAAACAGCUGUUCAAAAAGCCGAAGACGUGGUCGCGAGCAUGCUUGCCAAGGGUUUCGUCCUCGGCAAGGACGCCGUCUCCAGAGCGAAAGCCUUUGACGACAAGCACCAGCUCACCUCCACCGCCACCGCGAAAGUGGCUUCCUUCGAUAAGAAGAUCGGGUUGAGCGAGAAAAUCAGCACGGGGACUUUGCUCGUGAACGAGAAGGUGAAGGAGAUGGACCAGAAGUUCCAGGUUUCCGAAAAGACUAAAUCGGCGCUCGCCGCCGCCGAGCAGAAGGUGAGCACGGCGGGCUCCGCAAUCAUGAGCAACAGGUACGUCUUGACCAGCGCGGCGUGGGUGACCGGUGCCUUCAACAAGGUCGCGAAGGCCGCGAGCGACGUGGGGUCGAAGACGAAGGAGAAAGUCGUGGCCGAGGAGGGCGGGGUCUCGAAGAACGCGACGGUCGCGACUGGCGAGGAUUCGUCUAAACCUCCGUCGGCUCCGCAAGGAUUGAUCCUCUGAUACUUCGAAACUAUAUUAUAUAUUAAAUCGUCGAGGAUUUCAUAUGUUGUGUUGGAGAAAUUUUUAAAAAAGGAGAAUGUAGAACAACACAUGCCAUGUCAUGGACUUUGUUUGAUGGUGAAUUUCAAGUGGAGAUGUUGGUUUUCAUUGUCCAUAUAUUUGUGGUAAAAGAUGUGAAUUAGAGUAACUCAUAUUUGUAACAAAAGAUUGUGGGAAUGAAUGAGGUAUUCAAGUACUCCCAAGUUUGGUGUA
Ananas comosus (pineapple) is the source of this 1382-nucleotide messenger RNA. RefSeq names its product binding partner of ACD11 1-like. The record is from RefSeq and is a predicted model, not a curated record. Gene Ontology annotation, molecular function: RNA binding. The coding region runs from base 330 to 1130 and encodes 266 amino acids. The transcript has 6 exons. Lineage: Eukaryota; Viridiplantae; Streptophyta; Magnoliopsida; Poales; Bromeliaceae.